AUGGCUGUGUGUGUGUGUGUGUCUGUGUGUGUGUCUGUGUGUGUGUGUCUGUGUGUCUGUGUGUGUGUGUCUGGGCCUGGCGCAGGCUGCACGGUUGCUGGUGGUUUCUGUGUACCUGCGAGCGUGUGCCUGUUUGUCCCGUGGAGUCAGCGCUGUUCUGUGCCUGCAAGGUGUACGGUUAAGCUGGAGAUUGCCCAGGUUGGGGCCAAGUACCAGGAAGCGCAAGGCCCGGGCCUCCUCCUGGUCGUCCUUUUUGCCCCGGUGCGUGCAAACCCGCCUGCCAACGUGACCUGGAUCGACCAGGAUGGGCCGGAGACUGUCAACGCCUCUGGCUUCCUGGUGCCGGAUGCCCAGAACUACCCCUGGCUCACCAGACACACCGCGCAGCUGCAGCUCCGCGGCCUGCCACGCAACCUCUCCGUGGUGGCCACCGACGAUGUGGGUGUCGCCAGCGCCUCGCUUCCGGCCGCAGGCCCCUCCCAGAGCCCAUCCCUGAUCCCUAGUGACUCCAACAACCUGACACUCAACAACGUGCGCCUGCCGCGGGGGAACAUGUCCCUCCCGUCCCACCUGCAGCUCAGCGACCUCACUCCGGACUCCAGGGAACCAGCGGACCAGCAGACAGCUCAGGACAACAGCCAGCCAGAGCUUCUGGAUCCGGAGCCCGGAGGCCUCCUCACCAGCCGAGGUUUCAUCCGUCUCCCGAUGCUGGGCUACAUUUAUCGGGUGUCCAGUGUGGGCAGUGAUGAGAUCUGGCUCUGA
Messenger RNA from Physeter macrocephalus (sperm whale), 762 nucleotides. RefSeq names its product transmembrane protein 25-like. The record is from RefSeq and is a predicted model, not a curated record. Gene Ontology annotation, biological process: negative regulation of excitatory postsynaptic potential. NCBI's taxonomy places the organism in Eukaryota, Metazoa, Chordata, Mammalia, Artiodactyla, Physeteridae.